Molecule: messenger RNA, 1205 nt
Organism: Phycomyces blakesleeanus NRRL 1555(-)
Lineage: Eukaryota; Fungi; Mucoromycota; Mucoromycetes; Mucorales; Phycomycetaceae
Exons: 5
Coding region: 1-813 (270 amino acids)
Biological process (GO): protein dephosphorylation
Molecular function (GO): cation binding; protein serine/threonine phosphatase activity
Source: RefSeq, a predicted model, not a curated record
AUGACCUCCAAUUCAACAAAUUCCAAUGACCCUAAACUUCCCCUUAUUGCACCUGGAUUUGCAAUCGGUUUCUCAGAGGACCGCAACAAACGGUGUCGUCGAACGAUGGAAGACGCCCAUUCGUUAGUUACAGACUUUGAUGGCGUUCCUUGUCAAGGCUUUUUUGCAAUCUUUGAUGGUCAUGCUGGAAAGGCUACGGCUGAUUGGUGUGGAGAUAACUUUGACAAAACUCUCGCUCUUUGUUUGAAAGAAUUCAAAGAUCAACCUGUAGCGGAAAUUUUAAACAAGACCUUUCUCGAGGUUGAUCUUCAAGUAAAUGAAAAAGAAGGCAAAUUUUCUGGGUGCACUGCAAUCGUUGCCUUUGUUCAAGUCAAGGAUUCAAAGCGUAUUCUUCAUACUGGUAAUGUUGGAGAUGCUCGUGCUGUAUUAUGUCGUGAUGGUAAGGCGGUCCGACUUUCGUACGACCACAAGGGCUCAGAUGCCCAGGAAGCAAAGCGGAUCAUGGAUCUUGGAGGGUUUAUGAUGAACAAUCGGGUGAAUGGAGUCUUGGCAGUUACUCGGUCACUUGGCGACAGUGUGAUGAAAGAAUUUGUGGUCGGCAAUCCAUAUACUACCGAGACUGAGCUGACAGACAAGGAUUCAUUUCUAAUCUUGGCCUGUGAUGGAUUAUGGGAUGUGUGUGAAGAUCAAGAUGCAGUCGACCUAGUUAAACAAAUCGAAGAUCCUCAAUUGGCCACCCGCACCUUGCUCGACCACGCCCUUGCUAAUUUCAGUACUGACAAUCUCAGCAUUAUGGUUAUUCGAUUCACCUAAACUACAACAAAAGAAUGAAUGAAUUGGGUGAAUGGAUAAAUGGAUUUCGUAUUUUUUUCUUAAAAAAAAAAAGAUGAAUACAAAAGCAACAAGACUUACAGCGGCUUAAUUCAUAUUGAACAAUGAAAGACGAAAAAAAAAAUUACAGCUAAAACUUUACAAAUUUACAAAACCCUACCACCCUUACUAUCACCAUCUUCACCAGCCUCACCAUUUUCACUACCAUCACCAUCGACGCCGCAAUUACACUACACUACACUACACUAAACUAUAUAUUAUACUACACUAAAUUACACUAAAUUACACUACAUUACUACUACUUCACUAUUACUAUACUACAAUACACCCCUAAACCCCUACCUACAUUACCAUUGUUACUACCAACAAUGAAU